CUAGUGACUCGCGAUGAACACGCUGACGGCCACCGCGACGGCGUCGGUGCUGCUGGGCAAGUUCGGCCAAUUUGCGAGCCGCCAGGACAUCGUCGUAGACAAGAAGAAUCCGUUCAUCGGGUACUUUCAGAAAGCUCUCGUCGAGGCGCCGCGGCGGCUUUCGCCUCGUCGAGUGCUCGUGCCCCGUUUGAACACGGCGGCAGGCAAUCAAUUCUUGUCGUAUGCAAAGCUAGCGCCUCGGCAACCGCAGCCAUCGCAAGCUCUCGGGCACUUUACGCCGCCCAUGUCGUUCGCACCAUCCCCCGCCAUUGAAUCGUACUACACGCUGCACUUCAGAGAGUCGGGGAUUCUUGGACGAGGAGGCCAGGGGAGCGUUUUUGAAGUCGAACGCCUCCACGACGGCGAGCGAUUUGCCGUGAAAAAAGUCGAAAUCUCCCACAAAGGCAACCACCUGAAACAGGCCAUGCGAGAGAUUCAAGCGAUGACCCUUCUCCCCACUCACCAAAACAUCGUGCGGUACUACGCGUCGUGGAUGGAAGAGUCGACGAGCUCAACCAAGGGGAUGGCUAUCGAAGAAGACUCGACCGACUCGGACCGUGCCUCCUCGACGGCGUCGAGCACCGACGACGCUUCGUCCGCGUACUUUAGUGACGAUUCGUCGCCAUGUUUUGAGUUUGCGAGCAACUCCAACGACGCCUCGAGCACCUCGGCCAUGUCAACGCCGCCGUCCAAGCCAUCCUGGGACUCGCGAUUCCAAGAUGCCGCCACGAAAUUCACGAAAACCCUGUUUAUUCAAAUGGAGCUGUGCCAGCACGUGUGCGAUCACUCGCCCAUGAACAACUUGACGUCGUGGCUGCGAGCGACCGGUCCGUCCCGCGUCGACUCGGAUGCUGUCCACGACGUCGCGAUGCGGCUCUUUCGCGAUAUUCUCCGCGGCGUCCAGCACAUGCACGACCAUGGCGUGAUCCACCGCGAUAUCAAGCCGGACAACGUCUUCCUUCGCAAUGGAGUCGCCAAGAUCGGCGACUUUGGGUUGUCCACGUGUUCGAUACGCGAUGCGGUGUCCCCUUCCGCCACCUCCGUCGAUUCGCCGCACACGACCGCCGUUGGAACGUUCUUGUAUGCGUCGCCUGAGCAGGUGGGAGGCACGGACCAGCGAACAGCGUGCUACUCGGACAAGUCCGACAUGUUUGGGUUGGGUCUCGUCUUGCUCGAGUUGUGCUGCUACUUCUCGACGGCCAUGGAGCGCGUCCAAGUGCUGACAAGUGCGAGGCAUGGGGUGCUUCCCAUCUCGUCCAAGUUCUCCACCGAGUUCGGCCUUGUCACGUCCAUGACGGCGCUCAACCCCUUUGACCGGUACCUUUCUGAGGCUCGUCAUGCGCCGACUCCAAGUACUACUACUACCUGUAGACCAUCCGCGGAACAAGUGCUGUGUCUGCUGGGCGGUCGGUCAUCUGCGUGGUGACGACUCGAGCGAUCCCCUGCCCACAUGGACGGUGUAAUAUUUCCUCUUGAGACGAUGGUUAAGUCAGCGACUACUCUUCGCGUGCCCGCUUUUUCCACAGCAGCGCCGCCUGCAGCAACUUGAGAUUUGCCUGGGACUUUUCUUCGUCGGGAAAGACGUAGUCUGUGUACACUUCCAUGCCGAGCUCCGACUACCGUCAGAAUGGAUUCAGUCGCAUAUCAACCACAACACGUGAGCACGCGUACCCCAUCCGCCGCAUAUGCCAUUCGCUGCUUUUGCACCGACCGCGGGAGCAAUUUCUGUGCCUUUUGAAUAUUCGCAACGUCGUUGCCCGGCAACGCCUCUUCAAAUGCGAUCCAUGCUUGAACAAGCUGCAAGCGAUCCUCCUUCUUCUCCUCUUCCUUGAGACACUUGGACGCCCGGUCAAACACGUCGCGAGCCG
This is a messenger RNA of Aphanomyces invadans, 1907 nucleotides long. Its product is annotated as PEK protein kinase. The transcript has 5 exons. The record is from RefSeq and is a predicted model, not a curated record. Gene Ontology annotation, biological process: protein phosphorylation. The coding region runs from base 14 to 1465 and encodes 483 amino acids. Gene Ontology annotation, molecular function: protein kinase activity; ATP binding. Lineage: Eukaryota; Oomycota; Saprolegniomycetes; Saprolegniales; Verrucalvaceae.